UUGAAGAAAAAGUGAGAGACUCUGUGAGGACUAGAGGUUUCGAGAAGGCUUCGAAGCAACUCAAGAGACUCUCUUCUUGGGUUUUUCUCUUUUCUCUUCUCCUUCUUCUUCAUGCUUUUAAGCUGUGAUUCUCGUUGUUGUUGAGCUUCAUUGAAUCAUUGAUCUUUCAUACAGAUCUGAUUUGGGUUUGUAGUUUCUUGAAUUGGGUUAGAUCUCUUCACAUCGACGGAUUGAAGGAAAACAAAAAAAGACUCUUGUUUUUACUUCUUUUGAUUUGUUGUUGGAUUGAUUAUGAAAUUGGGUGAGUUGAGCUAUUACACAGUUGAGAUUUUGUAACAUACUCAGCCAUAAAAAUGUAACAAAAAUUAUAACCUUUGUGUUUUUUUUUUUUUUUUGUCUUGCAUAGAAGGUGUUCGACAGAUUGCUCAAGAGAGAUAUUAAUCUGUUUUGUAUAGUGGUUUGAGAGUUUUACAUUUCAGAGUUUAGUUUUUAAUGUUAGUUACGAUGGAGAGAUCAGACGGUCUCAAGGGUCUACUUGAACAUUCACUGCCUACGACAAAUUCUACAAUUCUUCUUUCUCGGAAUUACGUUGUUCAACAAUUUCCAAGUUGUGAAGUGAAGGAGAAGGUAGACAGAUCAAGAGAAGUUCCAAAGUGGGAAACUUUGCAUAGAGACGUACUUGCUGUUAUUUUCGAUAAGCUCGAACUGAUGGACCUUACCUUGGGAGUUUCACGUGUAUGUACUUCUUGGUUCCUUGCCUCUCACAACAAAACUCUGUGGAACACUGUCGACCUCACUAAGCUCAAACAAGUGGACUUCUCCUAUUUUAUGGAGUUUGAGGAUCGAGUCCGACCUGUCAUCUUCUUUGAGCACCGGGUUGAUGAAGAAGAAGUAGCGAAAGGCCUAAGCUUUAGGAGUAUUUUUAUCAAGAUUAGUAAAUUCUUUUUUGACUAUAGUGUCGUACACCUAACCCUUAUGGGAUUACUCGAUGAGAUCACCAAGUUGAGCCGCAUGGCCCCGAAGAAUUUGUUCUUUCACUUCAGUUCCUAUGUAAAAACGGAGGAUCUCAUGUUUGCUGCUGAGAGGAUGCCAAACAUAGAGAAACUUGUUUUACCGGUCUGGUGCUAUAAAACCAAGGAGUCAUGUCAGUUUGUGUUCAGUCAAUGGAAGAAUCUGAAAACACUAAUCAUUGCUCAAGAUUAUCAGCUACGUAUCGGGACAUUCGACUUUCAAAUCGUGGGAGAAAACUGCAGUAACCUUACAAACUUCAAAUAUUUGGGUUUUUUGCAAGACAAGAAUGUUGAGCAAAUCGUGCGGUACCUCGAAAACCUCAAGAGGUUGAGUUUACGAUGCUCUUACGUCACAAUUGAUGGAGUUAUAUCGCUAAUCACAGGCCUCCAAAACCUCACAGUUCUUAAUCUCUCACAUUGCAUAUACUUGGCUUUGGAUCCUGACACGGUGCCUGAUGAUUAUUUUGUACAAGCCCCCAUUCAGAAGCUUGAAGAAUUCAUCAAAUGUACUCCUGAUUGCAAGAUUUGCAAACGUCGCUACUCCUGGUCGUAUCUCUCUGAGGAUUGAAUUCUGAAAUAUUGAAAAGCUUGGUAGACGUUUUGGAACAAAUGAUCAGACAUUUAACAUAUAUGAUGAAUGUUGUCUCACAAGUAUAGAUUGUGACUGAAU
Molecule: messenger RNA, 1680 nt
Organism: Camelina sativa (false flax)
Lineage: Eukaryota; Viridiplantae; Streptophyta; Magnoliopsida; Brassicales; Brassicaceae
Product: putative F-box protein At4g11580
Molecular function (GO): protein binding
Source: RefSeq, a predicted model, not a curated record